UCACUGAGUACUUCUGAUGAAGGUCAUGGUCUUAAAUUAUCUCAAGAUGACUACAGCAAAGAGAGGAGGAAAGUUUGCUGCUUGGAAGAACUGGAAACCUCUUUUACAUACGUUGAUGAAAAUGUCAACAUAGAACUUGUCGCCCAUCCAACUCUUAGGGACGACCAUGGCCACCAGCACCAGGUCUCAGAUAGGGAAAUCCAACAAGAUGGCAUUAAUGAAGCUUCCAUUAUGUCUGAUGAUGAAGCAACUUCAGAAGCUUCAGGAAAAUCUGUAGAUUAUGGCUUCAUUAGUGCUGUGACGUUCCUAAUAACUGGGAUUCUUCUUGUUAUCAUCUCAUACCUGGUCCCCAGAGAUAACAGAUCUGAUCCAAAUUCCAUCCCAGCAAGGGAAAUGGAAAAAAUUGAAAAGAAAAAUGCUAUAAUUGGAGCUCAUUUGGAUAGGUGUGUAAUUGCUGGACUUUGUCUGUUAACUCUAGGUGGAGUUGUGUUGUCGAUUUUAUUGAUGAUAUCAAUGUGGAAAGGUGAACUCUACAGGAGGAAAGCAUUUGCUGCUAAAGACUCUGCAAAACUGUAUGGAUCCAUUAAUUUUAACCAUUCCAAGUCUGGUGGAACUGAGAAUACCUUGGUCCAGGAGGAAACAAUUGACAUAGUUGCCUAA
Staurois parvus is the source of this 660-nucleotide messenger RNA. The record is from the annotation of a GenBank genome assembly. NCBI's taxonomy places the organism in Eukaryota, Metazoa, Chordata, Amphibia, Anura, Ranidae.